AAACCGCCGAUCGGCGAAUCGUUCCGGAACCCGAAUGUAUUCCGGAGGUGAUGAGGUCGAACUGGCGUCCCGCAAGCGGCGGUGGUAGUUUAUAUUGCAUCGAUGCCACGCAUGCAACUUCGUUUUGUGGAACGAAUUUGGUUCGAAUGAAAACAGAGGUUGAUUUCGGGUUUCCUUUGCCAACCUGAACUCAAAAGGCGGAAUUUUGUUGGCGCUAUUUCGCGCGGGCGGCAGAGACGUUGGGGCGCCGGUGCUGCGGGGGGUGAACGGGCGCCGCUUCCGCUCGGCGGCGCCGCCAUAUUGAAGGGGGAGCGGACACGGAGAGAGCGGAGGGAGGGAGCGGCCGUGUGUGUCCGUGUCCUGUUACCCCGGGCCCCACCCGCCCCGACACGGCCUGACCCGGCCCGACAAACACACACAGACACACAGGCAGGCAGCUGCAGCCAUGGCCACCCGCUCGGAGCGAGAGAAAUCGCAGAAGCAGAACGAGCAGCACCAGACCAUCCUGUCCAAGCUGCUGCGGGAGGAGGACAACAAGUACUGCGCCGACUGCGAGGCCAAAGGUCCAAGAUGGGCUUCUUGGAAUCUUGGCGUAUUUGUUUGUAUCCGCUGUGCAGGGAUCCACCGUAAUCUUGGUGUUCAUAUAUCACGAGUUAAGUCUGUAAACUUGGAUCAAUGGACACCAGAACAAAUCCAGUGUAUGCAAGAUAUGGGAAAUACCAAGGCUCAACUUCUGUAUGAAGCAAACCUUCCUGAACAUUUCCGGCGCCCUCAAACUGACCAAGCUGUAGAGUUUUUCAUCAGAGACAAGUAUGAAAAGAAGAAAUACAUUGAUAAAAAUGUAAACAACGGCGUAACGAUAACCUCUGCUGUGCCCUUGCCAUCAUCUCCCUCUUUAUCAAAUGCUGCUGAGAAGAGCAAACUGGAGAGAGAAAAGUACAAAAGGAAAGAUGAAAAGAGGGGAGGCAAAGAUCAAGAGAAACCUGUUGCUUAUGACAAAGUAAAAAUGUCACCUCCCCAUUCCAUAGGGCUACCUCCAAGCAUUCUUAGCCUAACUGGAGAAGAAUUUCCUGCUGAGAAAGAAAGCAUUGUUACUGCAACUUGUAAGAAAGAUCAAUUCGACACCAGAGCAAGCCCUCAGAAGGUGACACAAUCCACCGUUGAUCUGUUAGGUUUGGAUACACCCAUAGAAGCUCCUAUUUCCAAUGGCAGUACCACUUCAAAUAUAACCUUGAAUGAUGACCUUGAUAUUUUUGGCCCUAUGGUUUCUAAUCCUCUUCCAACGUCGGAUGCACAGUUGCAUCAGCCUACUUCUACGAAACCAACAGGAUCAACCUUAUCUGUAGCAGCAGGAGAUCUUGAUCUGUUCAUUGAACCAACCACAAAAUCAGAAGACUCUAAGAAACCACUGUCCAAGGAUUCAAUUUUAUCAUUAUAUGGUACAGGAACAAUGCUGCAGCAGCAGCAGCAACAAGGCACUCCAGCUACGGUGUUCAUGGCACCUUCUCCCAUGCCCUUUGUCUCGCACUCUACUGCCAGCUAUCCUAAUUUCCCAACUCUGCCAGCUGCCACUGGCAUGAUGGGCAAUAUGAUGGGACAGUCGGUUGGAAUGAUGGGGCAGCCAGCAGGAAUGGUGGUUGGCAUUGGAAUGCCAAAUGGAUUCAUGGGCAAUGCACAAUCCGGUGUCAUCAGAGUCCCGGAGAACAUGGUGGGUCCCCAAGGAGGUGUGGUAGGAAAUUCGUACGGUGUCCAACCAAGCCAGCAACCACAGUGGAACUUUGGUCAGAUGAAUCAGCAAAUGGCGGGAAUGAAUAUAAGUUGCCCGAGUGGUAUGAUGGGCUUCAGCCAGCCUGCGAGCACAAUGGGUGGAUGGACAAGCAGUCCUGCGGGCCAGACUCUCAGCACUCAGCUGUGGAAAUGAAGGGAGAUGAGAGCUGAUGUGCCCCACCUGAUAUGAUAAAACAUUUCCGAAUUGCAUAACAGACUUAUUAUUUGAUCUAUGUGAAAGAAAGCUCUGGUUUGACUAGUUGACCUAGUUGAUCUAGAUCAUUCCUGGCAGUCUUGUCUAUUCAGUCUAAUGACGUGAUUUCCUGGUUAAGCUGUGGAAGAGCAGUUUCAGAACUACUUCCCCCAUGCAUCUUUUCUGAACUCUGCAGGCUGUCUGAGCGGUUUAUAAUAACUUGUGAUGAUGUUGUUGCGUGACUUGUAGCUAGUACUAUUACAGCUAGGCAAGGGGGGGAAGCGAACUGUCAUUUUACCAACCACCCUGCAAGAGUCCAGUGCCCUCCGGAUAAACGUCGAAAGUCCCUGUAGAUGAAGUUGUAUGAGCCAAUGUAUGUUCAAUAACAAAGCGUCUGUGUUACAAAGCUGUUCCAGGAGUACCAUCCACAUUCUGUCUUUGUCCCAACCAUUGAUUUUUUUUGAUAUUUUAAAGUGGAGCAAAUAAAAGAAAGCAAAGUUAUCGAACAAUAAAUCUGGAUGGUAGAGGCAAUGAUUGGGUUUAGAUCCUAGGGUGGUUUUAGAUCCCAAUGGUUGGGUUUAGAUCCUAGGGAUUGGAAACAACUCAGGUUUGAAUAUUUUUACUCCUUGCUAUUCCAGAGAUCACUAAACCAUGUGGAUUGAUUUGUGUGCAAAUGUUAUUUCUGUACAGAAAACUCCUCGCCCCUACAACUGAGUUAUAUGCAUCUCCUUUUUAAAAAGGUUAUCAUUAGAUUGCCUUAAAUGCUAACAGUCAAAGCAGUGCUAGUAUUAAAGCACAAAAUUACACUUCAAACCUGAUUUGUUAUUUUAACUACUUGCAUGAUACAGACAAAUAGGUAACGGAUAACCUAAAGUAUCCGUUACAAAUCAACUUUAACAAAGCUGAAAUUCUCACCUGUUUCAAAGAAAAGUUCAAUGUUAUUACUAGGAGGUUGCAAUACUAUGAUAAAUUUCCAACUGUUGGCUCUUUCAAGAACUGAGCAGCCUAUACAGGUUUAGCGAUGUGAUUAACAGUAAUUUAAUUUAGACUGUCGUCAUGAACUAUUCACCACAUACAAUGCAAAUAUAUAUAUGAUAUCGCGCUUGCUCAAAUGAUAUUGAGAAUCUAACAUUUUAAAUUUCAAACUAUUUGACCCAAUUGUGACAAUGUCUAUUGAUGUUUUAAAUGGCUGAUGAAAGGAAUAUGUUUACAGUAUUUUAUUCCUGUUUUAUGAUGCCCUUUUUCACCACAGUAACGUAAAUGAGGAACUUCUCAAAGAGGUGACCCUAACUUAGUAGAUAAUGAUACAGCAACAAACACUUGGGAGCAGAAUUGUAUUUCUGAGCUCACCAACCUGUGGUGUGAUGUUCAUCUUCCUUGAAAGACAGAAGAUACCAACCAGGCUGAUGGACACAGAUUUCAAAUAGUGGACUUUUUAUUUUUAAACAGUCCCAAUUCACAAAUUAUCAAUGUAUGUAACAGUUAUUUAUAGUUUUUAAAACUAUUGUGGUAUAUAAUGUUUAAACAUCUAUUGUAAUAGGACUGAUUUCUUUUGAAGCUGAGUAUUAUAGCUUUGUUAAAUAAUAACUGUUGUAUUGUAACAGAUACUUAAAGUGAAAAGUUACAAGUUUAAUGCACCAGAUGUGAGUGAUAACUAACUGUGUAGCACUUCUCAAGACAUUUAAUUUCUCUAUAGAGCUACUUCCAGGUUUAUUGCUGCAGCGGUGUUUACAUUUUAUGGUGCCUAGUAUAACAAAUAUGUUAUUUACAUGUAUCAAAUCAAUUAAACCACUAUCUAUUGUG
Leucoraja erinaceus (little skate) is the source of this 3763-nucleotide messenger RNA. RefSeq names its product stromal membrane-associated protein 1-like. The record is from RefSeq and is a predicted model, not a curated record. NCBI's taxonomy places the organism in Eukaryota, Metazoa, Chordata, Chondrichthyes, Rajiformes, Rajidae. Gene Ontology annotation, biological process: regulation of clathrin-dependent endocytosis. Gene Ontology annotation, molecular function: GTPase activator activity; metal ion binding.